AGGGGCGCCCGCACUGAGCCGCGCUCCCCGCAGGCAUCGGGCGCAGCACGGUCCAGGCGCUGCACGCGAUGGGUGUGCAGGUGGUGGCUGUGAGUCGGACCCGGGGCGACUUGGACAGCCUGGUCGUCGAGUGCCCCGGGGUAGAGCCGGUGUGCGUGGACCUGGGUGACUGGGAGGCCACGGAGCGGGCCCUGGGCAGCGUGGGCCCGGUGGACCUGCUGGUGAACAAUGCUGCCGUGGCCCUGCUGCAGCCCUUCUUGGAGGUCACCAAGGAGGCAUUUGACAUCUCCUUUGACGUCAACCUGCGGGCUGUCAUCCAGGUGUCCCAAAUCGUGGCCCGGGGCUUGAUCGCUCGGGGAGCCCCAGGGUCCAUCGUGAACGUGUCCAGCCAGGCCUCCCAGCGUGCAAUUCCGAACCACACUGUCUACUGUUCCACCAAGGGUGCCAUGGAUAUGCUGACCAAAAUGAUGGCUCUGGAGCUCGGUCCACACAAGAUCCGUGUGAAUGCAGUGAACCCCACAGUGGUGAUGACGGCCAUGGCCCGGACCAAUUGGAGCGACCCUCAGAAGGCCAAGACCAUGCUGGACCGCAUCCCACUGGGCAGGUUUGCUGAGGUGGACAAUGUGGUGGACACCAUCCUUUUCCUGCUGAGUGACCGGAGCAGCAUGACCACGGGCUCCACUGUGCCCGUGGAUGGGGGCUUCUUGGCCACCUGAGCCCCUCCACCCACACAGCCCUGCUCCGUGCUGAGUCCUCCCCACCCCCAACCCUCCAAUAAACACGAUUCUUCUGCCCA
Molecule: messenger RNA, 796 nt
Organism: Hipposideros armiger (great roundleaf bat)
Lineage: Eukaryota; Metazoa; Chordata; Mammalia; Chiroptera; Hipposideridae
Gene: DCXR
Product: dicarbonyl and L-xylulose reductase
Exons: 7
Coding region: 69-716 (215 amino acids)
Biological process (GO): xylulose metabolic process; glucose metabolic process
Molecular function (GO): carbonyl reductase (NADPH) activity; L-xylulose reductase (NADPH) activity
Source: RefSeq, a predicted model, not a curated record